AUGUCUUCAUCCCACCUCACAUUUCCAACGUUCGUUUCUGGAGACGAUGCACCCGAGGCUGGCAGCAGCAAGAUCCCGGAGCCCACAACCCGACUAUACGUGGGGAACCUGCAUCCCAGCGUUGACGAAUAUACUUUGCUACAAAUAUUCACGAAACAUGGACGAGUUAGCAAGUUCGACUUCCUGUUCCAUAAAAGCGGAGCGUUGAAAGGGAAGCCGCGUGGGUAUGCAUUCGUUGAAUACGGAGAUAAGGAUGUAAGUCCCACCACUAUGCUGCUUCUUUCCAGAGCUCAUCAUGAAGCAGACAAGGCGCGAAUAGCGCUCCACGAUAAAUUGUUGCGUGGUCGGAAAUUGGUCGUAACUUUUGCCCAGUAUGCCCCUGUCGAUUCUGGGAAACCACGCAAGGUCAUGGCAGAAUCGGGUCGUCCAACAACAUUGAGCAUGAUUAAAAGAAGCACAGGAAGAACGGAGGACAAGAUUGCGAUGAUGGAAGCCAAGCUGCGACAAAUGGCCAAAGAAGAAUCAACAACAGGACUGCUCCCACACGCGUCCCUCCCACCAAAACCACUUCCUUCAGACAUACCGAUGGGUGACCCUCAACCAACGCGAAGACAGUCCACCGCGUUACCAAGUUUACCACUAUCUAAUGCGGCUGCUGAUACGGCUUCUCUCGUCAAAACAAUGAAUAGUAAAACCAAGCCGCGGAAAGCAGGUGUCUUGGCGGGAGUCAAGCUGGGAAAGCCUAGGGUGUCGAGGCUAGAAUAG
Molecule: messenger RNA, 765 nt
Organism: Mycena indigotica
Lineage: Eukaryota; Fungi; Basidiomycota; Agaricomycetes; Agaricales; Mycenaceae
Product: Single-stranded nucleic acid binding protein
Exons: 4
Coding region: 1-765 (254 amino acids)
Molecular function (GO): RNA binding
Source: RefSeq, a predicted model, not a curated record